Adineta steineri is the source of this 1689-nucleotide messenger RNA. Lineage: Eukaryota; Metazoa; Rotifera; Eurotatoria; Adinetida; Adinetidae. The record is from the annotation of a GenBank genome assembly.
AUGGGUAUACGUCAUGGAAAACAAACAAAUUUAAAUACAAUUCAUUAUGAAUCUCUUUUAGCAAUAGAUAAAUAUCAACAAAUUCCAAUAGUUUCACUUGAACAAGCUGUUAAACCAUUAAUGACUAUUUUACCAACCAUACAAACUUAUGUUCAAAUGGUUAAACAAAAAUGCCUUCAUCCAUCUGAUGGAUUAACAAUUGAUGAAUCAGCUUCUAUUAUGCUUUAUUCAAUAAUAUGGCAACCAUAUGAUCAAUGUCUUUAUAUACUUUUAAAUUCAACUUUACCAAAAUUAAAUGAAUAUCAUUUACGACCAUGGUUUCUUUAUUUAAAACUUUUAUUUACUGCGCUUAUACAUUUACCAUCGAAUCAUUUAACUGUUUAUCGUGGUAGUAAAUCAGAUUUAAGUAAACAAUAUCAACUAAAUGAUAUUAUACUUUGGGGAGAUUUACCAUUAUGUACAACAUCAAUAGAAUAUUUACAAUCAGAUAAAUGUUUAGGAAAUAUUGGUAUCCGAACAAUAUUUCGAAUUGAAUGUCGUACAGUUAAAAAUAUCUAUAGACAUUGUUAUUUUCAAUUAAAUAAUUUUGUUUUAUUUUUACCAGCUACAAAAUUUAAAGUUAUUGAAUAUAAUCAUCAAAAUCAUGAUAAUUUACAUGUAAUUACACUUCAAGAAAUUGAAUCAUCAUUUCUUUUACAUUCCGUUAAUCAAAUGAAAUUAAAUUUAAAUACACAAAUAAUAUCAUUAAAUAUAUUUCGAAGAUUUCUAUUACCAUUUAAAAAACCAGGAAAUCCAACAUCAAUAGCUAAUGAUAAUUAUCGUAAUACAUCACUUGAACAUCGUAUUAGUGAAUAUGAAAAUUCUUGGACCGUAGAUUUAGACAGACAAAAUUUAACUGAUCGAGAUAUGAAUAUUGUUGUUAAAUAUGCCAUUAUUAAAAAUCGUUGUAAACGUGUUCGUUUACGUGAUAAUUAUAUAACAUGUCAAGGUAGUUCAAUAUUAUCUGAAGGUUUAUAUAAUAAUACAACACUGGAAUCAUUAGAUCUUCGUAAUAAUCAAAUUUCGGAUUUAGGUGUACAAUAUUUAUCAUCAUCAAUUAUAUAUGCAAAUAUCAAAACACUUAAUUUAGAAUCAAAUGAAAUUACAGCUGAAGGUGCACAAUAUUUAGCACAAAUGCUUAAAGAUAAUCGAACAAUAACAGAAAUAUAUUUAUCAAAAAAUCAUUUAGGUGAUCAAGGAAUUGAAUUAAUAGCAAAUGCAUUGAGUAAUGAUGUUCUUAAUUUAUCAGGACAACCAAAUAAAGUAUUAUGUGUGAAUAAUCCAUCGACACUUCAACAUCUAUAUAUUGGUCAAAAUGAGAUAACAGAUGAAGGUUUAAAACAUCUUUCAAAUAUGCUUAAAACUAAUCGAACAUUAACAUGGUUAUGGUUAGCGGGUAAUGAAAUAAGUAAUCAAGGAGUUGAAGUUUUAUCGAAUAUACUUGCGGAUUAUAAUAUAAGUAUUGAAUGGUUAUUUCUUAAUUCAAACAAAUUAAUAACGGAUGCAAGUAUUGAUGCACUACUUAAUAUGCUUAAACGAAAUAAUACAUUAAAAACACUUUAUAUAAAUAAUUGUAAUUUAUCGGAUAUUACAAAACGAAAACUUCUAAAAAUGAUGAAAACAAAAAAAGAUUUCGAUUUAGAAGUAUAA